UCACACCUUUCUAGGCCAAUAUUGACUCCUGAGAUGGCAUUGAAGGCGUUCAGUGACGAACAAUUAAAUUUCUUUAAUUUUGCGUCCUUGGUGUUAAAUGAAUUCCCUAAAAUCUUGCGGAAGACAUUUAAAACCAUGUGGGACAAUACCUAUGGACAUCGCCCUGGUUUCCAGCUCUGGGAUGAUUCCCCUGCUGUUAGAAAUAUGUUCGACUGUGAAGAAGCAAAAAGUGGCAAGAAGACUAAAGUUCCUGUUCUCCUGUCAUACAAUGAAUGGGAUUGUACCAGUCUGUUUCAGGCUACUAUAUUUGCGUGGUCUUUUGCUUUGCCAGCCAGUACAGGCUCUUUCACCAGACUCAGUGAUUUGUACGUAAAGCCCUGUGCAGUACCUUAUGGUAGUUUCCACGCAUGUGUGGUCAGCCCGGGUGGAAACAUGGCGCAGACCUUUGCACUUGCGAUUGACCAGCUCCGCCUUCUAAGAAAUUCGCUCUGUCACUCCACCAGUUCUGAGAUGGACAAAGCGACAUUUGACCAGCGCGUGAAUUACGCCAAAGAAGCAUUUCAAGCUCUUGGUGUUCCAACAGCUCCAAUCGAUGCACUUAGUAGUUUGACGGAGUCGGACUUCCCCACAACAAAGGUUCGUCAAUUGGAAAAGAGUAUAAGAGAAGAGACUCGGGAAUACAUCAAGUUCCUUGAGGAAAUGAGUUCAGAUGUCAUAGAGAUGAAGACGCUGUUAAAUGCUGUUAAGCAAACCGUUGACAAUACCUCUAACAAAGAAGACAUCGCUAUGUUAGAGCAGAAGAUCGCCAAGUUGCAAGUGGCCCAACGUGAAAGUGAAGCUAAAUUGAAGUCUACAGGUAGGUUAACUUCUUAAUGGACAACCAGGGGACUGAAAUUUUUGUUGGGAUUUAUAAAGCAAUCAAACGCGAUAGCGUGUUUAAAAAAAAAUCGAAUCCAAUGAUACCACACGUAUCGCAAGUAGCACAAGAUCAACGUGAAGAAGACAGGUAUAUGUUAACUUCUUUCUAUGUCACGCGGUAGGCAUAAACAAAAGAAAGAGCUGUGAGUUAGAGGAACGAGUAGUGGUUUGAAAGGACUGCGAAUUUUAUUUUGCUUUUAUGUCACUUUUAAAAAUACGAAAACAGAUUUUUACUUUUACAGGUUUGAGACCAUCGCUAUCCAUACCUUCUCUUCCUGCAAUGGUUCCUAAUUUUACUGGACGUCAAAGCGAAUGCGAGGAGAUUACGAGCUACGUGACUUCUGAAUCUACUCGGCUCAUGUCGAUCUGGGGUUCACCUGGAUUCGGAAAAACAUCGGUUGCGAUUGCAGUCGGACACGAUCUCCAGUCUAAAGGACUACCGGUCUGUUGGGUUUCAUUACGUGAACUAAAGUCCAAAACAGAUCUCGUUUCAAAGCUUCUAAGCUUUGUUAAGCCAUCUGUCAGAAAUGACCAUCUAUCCUCGUCGUAUCCAACACUUGAUGAUCAGCUUUGCCUACUUUUAAGCGAAAUUUCCGAUCGAUCUAUUUUUAUUCUUGAUAAUGCUGAUAAUUUAUUAGAAGAUGGCGAGCCAGGCGUGAAGAAAGAGGUCAUAGAACUUUUAAAAGAAAUUCUCAGGCGAAGUAAGGCGACGAUAUUUGCUUUAACAACAAGAGAAUCGCUAGGUUUUCUGAGUGUGGAUUUGCAAGGUCACGAGAGUGUAAGAAUCAGACCAUUGGAUGAAGACUCUGCAAAGACUUUAGUAAAAGCCCUUCUUCCAACAGCAAGUUCUUCAGACUGUACACGAAUCCUGCAAAUCUGUGGAUUUGUACCCUUUGCAAUAAAGUUAUUGUGUUCCUCAAUUUCUGAAGGUGAGGCUGAACCAAGCCAGUAUCUCGAUGAAUUCAUGCAGUUUGCCUCCACAGCGAGUAUCGCCGAGAUGUUAGACAGGCCAGAUUACCCAGACGAGUACAGAUUACAGUCUCUUUUUGAGUUAUCUUUUGAGAGGCUCACUGCACAGGAGAAAAAAGCACUAGUGUCAUUGAGUAUUCUUCCAGAGAAUUUUGGUACGGAGGUCGCUGCUGUUGUUUUAGACGAAAAAAAUCUUCAGGCCAAGAAGUUAUUGCACGGCCUUCGGAGGAAGUCCCUUCUUGAUCUAGAUGUGAAACAAGAGGUAUUUACGAUGCACAAGCUGCUACAAUCAUUUGCAAGAGAAAAAGGAGGAAAUGAAAUGAAAGACACGGUCCUUAAAUCAAAGGACCGAUUGAACGCGUUUUACGUGUCCCUUUUUCACAAGCUAAAUGAGCAGUUUCUGACUGGUCAUUCAAUGAUAGCGUUUCUUAAAUUCUAUGAAGAUGAGCAAAGUAUUAUUCAAAGCCUUUUAAAUAGGCUUGCGAAUGCGAAGACAGCUAGCACUGUUUUUGAUGUGUUAUCUAAGGGAGAGUUGUUUCUUGCUACUCUUUUUUUUAAUGAAGCAUCAACCUUUAACAAGAUAUACGAUUCAGCAAUUGAGGCUACGAAGAGAUUUGAAACAAACGAGUCUUACAGUCGAUUACUUGUUUCAAAGGCGUUUUCAGAAGUAUGCUGGGGUGCAAGGGGAAAUACGGUGCAGUUACUUUGUAGAGCAAAGGAAGCUGAAGCUGAAGCACUGCCUUCAAUUUCUUUGUCAGAACUACAAGGAAAACGUCUGUGUUAUUUAGGUAUCAACCAUCUUGUUAACGGCAAUACGGAAGAUGGAAUUCGGAAUUUGCAAGACGCUCUUCAGAUGUUUAAUGGCAGUCCAGAUCAGAAAAGUCUUAGGCUCAUUACUCUUCAAAUUCUUGCAAUAUUUUCCCCAUUUCAAAAGACUUCGACGGAAUUAAAUGAAUUACCUCGCAAUGCAGCGGAAGAUACAGACCAACUGCCGUUGUUAUCUUUAAAACAAGGGAAAGGAAGGAAACUUAGCAAUGUGACAGAAAAUCAAAGAGGUGUUAUCGGCGUUUCUGACAACCCUUUAAAACUGGAAAUGAUUUUUGUUGUAAGCCAGACCAUGCAGAAUCUCUUUGAUGCUGACACUAAACAACAUUUCACAAAUAUUUUACAUGAGAUGCUGAGCGAGAUCGAAAGAGAGGAGCACAUCUCCGUAGGUGUCUGUAAAUUUCAUAGGCAGCUUCUGUCUGUUUUAGAUAAAAUGGAAGAUACCACAUUACUAUGUGAAAUGAGAAUUAGUUUCCAUCAAAAAGCUCUAGAUCGCUGUAGUGAAAACACACCCUCGUACCAGGUACACAAGGAAGCACUUGCAACGUACUACGAAGACCUUGCAAAAACUCAACAUUCACUUGGAAACUUCAACGCAGCACUAAAUUCUUAUCAGCAUGCACUUGACAUCCGCCUUAAACUGUUUGGAGAAGAACACGCAAGCACUGCUGGUAGUUAUAAUAACCUUGGCACCAGUCAACAUUCACUUGGAAACUUCGACGCAGCACUAGAUUCUAAACAGCAUGCACUUGACAUCCGUCUUACACUGUUUGGAGAAGAACACGCAAGCACUGCUGAUAGUUAUAAUAACCUUGGCACCACUCAACAUUCACUUGGAAACUUCAACGCAGCACUAAAUUCUUAUCAGCAUGCACUUGACAUCCGCCUUAAACUGUUUGGAGAAGAACACGCAAGCACUGCUGAUAGUUAUAAUAACCUUGGCACCACUCAACAUUCACUUGGAAACUUCAACGCAGCACUAGAUUCUAAACAGCAUGCACUUGACAUCCGUCUUACACUGUUUGGAGAAGAACACGCAAGCACUGCUGAUAGUUAUAAUAACCUUGGCACCACUCAACAUUCACUUGGAAACUUCAACGUAGCACUAAAUUCUUAUCAGCAUGCACUUGACAUCCGCCUUAAACUGUUUGGAGAAGAACACGCAAGCACUGCUGAUAGUUAUAAUAACCUUGGCACCACUCAACAUUCACUUGGAAACUUCAACGCAGCACUAGAUUCUAAACAGCAUGCACUUGACAUCCGUCUUACACUGUUUGGAGAAGAACACGCAAGCACUGCUGAUAGUUAUAAUAACCUUGGCACCACUCAAUAUUCACUUGGAAACUUCAACGCAGCACUAGAUAUCUAUCAGCAUGCACUUGACAUCCGCCUUAAACUGUUUGGAGAAGAACACGCAAGCACUGCUGAUAGUUAUAAUAACCUUGGCAACACUCAAUAUUCACUUGGAAACUUCAACGCAGCACUAGAUUCUGCACAGCAUGCACUUGACAUCCGUCUUACACUGUUUGGAGAAGAACACGCAAGCACUGCUGAUAGUUAUAAUAACCUUGGCAUCACUCAACAUUCCCUUGGAAACUUCGACGCAGCACUAGAUAUCUAUCAGCAUGCACUUGACAUCCGCCUUAAACUGUUUGGAGAAGAACACGCAAGCACUGCGGAUAGUUAUAAUAACCUUGGCACCUCUCAAUAUUCACUUGGAAACUUCAACGCAGCACUAGAUAUCUAUCAGCAUGCACUUGACAUCCGCCUUAAACUGUUUGGAGAAGAACACGCAAGCACUGCUGAUAGUUAUAAUAACCUUGGCAACACUCAAUAUUCACUUGGAAACUUUAACGCAGCACUAGAUAUCUAUCAGCAUGCACUUGACAUCCGCCUUGGAGAAGAACACGCAAGCACUGCUGAUAGUUAUAAUAACCUUGGCACCACUCAACAUUCACUUGGAAACUUCAACGCAGCACUAGAUUCUAAGCAGCAUGCACUUGACAUCCGCCUUAAACUGUUUGGAGAAGAACACGCAAGCACAGCUGAUAGUUAUUAUAGCCUUGGCAUCACUCAACAUUCACUUGGAAACUUCAAUGCAGCACUAGAUUCUAAACAGCAUGCACUUGACAUCCGUCUUAAACUGUUUGGAGAAGAACACGCAAGCACUGCUGAUAGUUAUUAUAGCCUUGGCAUCACUCAACAUUCACUUGGAAACUUCAACGCAGCACUAUAGAUUCUAAACAGCAUGCACUUGACAUCCGUCUUAAACUGUUUGGAGAAGAACACGCAAGCACUGCUGAUAGUUAUAAUAACCUUGGCAACACUCAAUAUUCACUUGGAAACUUUAACGCAGCACUAGAUAUCUAUCAGCAUGCACUUGACAUCCGCCUUGGAGAAGAACACGCAAGCACUGCUGAUAGUUAUAAUAACCUUGGCACCACUCAACAUUCACUUGGAAACUUCAACGCAGCACUAGAUUCUAAACAGCAUGCACUUGACAUCCGCCUUAAACUGUUUGGAGAAGAACACGCAAGCACAGCUGAUAGUUAUUAUAGCCUUGGCAUCACUCAACAUUCACUUGGAAACUUCAACGCAGCACUAGAUUCUAAACAGCAUGCACUUGACAUCCGUCUUAAACUGUUUGGAGAAGAACACGCAAGCACUGCUGAUAGUUAUUAUAGCCUUAGCAUCACUCAACAUUCACUUGGAAACUUCGACGCGGCACUAGAUUCUAAACAGCAUGCACUUGACAUCUGCCUUAAAGUGUUUGGAGAAGAACAU
Porites lobata is the source of this 5496-nucleotide messenger RNA. Lineage: Eukaryota; Metazoa; Cnidaria; Anthozoa; Scleractinia; Poritidae. The record is from the annotation of a GenBank genome assembly.